Molecule: messenger RNA, 1245 nt
Organism: Microthlaspi erraticum
Lineage: Eukaryota; Viridiplantae; Streptophyta; Magnoliopsida; Brassicales; Brassicaceae
Source: the annotation of a GenBank genome assembly
AUGUCAACCCCCGAUGAUGGAUCUCCCGUCGCCAUGGCCAUCGACUCUUCCACCGCCGUCACCGUCGCCACCACCACGACUAGGAGAGUUCCGCCUCCGUGCUGGACCGACGAGGAGACCGCCGCGCUUGUCGAUGCCUACAAGGACAAGUGGUUCGCCCUCCGCCGCGGAAACCUCCGUGCGGCUGAUUGGGACGACGUCGCCGCCGCUGUUUCUUCCUCAUCCACCAUGGGAGGUCCGCCUAAGUCAGCCAUCCAAUGCAGGCACAAGAUCGAGAAGCUUCGGAAACGAUAUCGCGGCGAGAAGCAACGCUCUCUUAACCGACCAGGCAAGUUCUCCUCCUCUUGGGAUCUGUUCCACGUACUGGAUGCCAUGGGUUUCGCUCCGGUGACUCCGGCGGCCGUCGAGCCUUACGAUCCGGAUAUGGAUCAUGACGAGAGUAGCGGUUUGGAUGGAUUUAGGGCUAGAUCGAAGAGGUCUGGAAAAUUCGGUUAUUCGGAUUCGCCUCGAGACGGAUUUGGGGUUAGAUCUAGGGCAAAGAGUCAGAUGAAAAUGUACGGUGGUUUCAAGCCGGAGUUCGAUUCAGAUCACGAUUCAGGAGGUGGGUUUGGAUUGAAGAGGAAAUUCAAUGGAAAUCGUGCUGAUUUCGAUGCCGACUCGGAAGAUGAGAUUGUGUUGAUCCCGAGGUCAUCUAGGAUGAAGAAGACUCACGGCAAGCCUUCCUCAGGCGAUUUUAGUGGUGGGUUCCCGUUGAAGUCCUUUGGCGAUCGGAAUUUCAGUAAAGCUGAAGCCAAUUUCUCCCCGGAGCUGGAUUACGAUGAUGAGUUUGAUGAUGAUAGAGCCGAGAGGGAAGGGUUCCACCCGAGAAUUCAAAACUCUAGGAGCUCCUCGCGGGCCAACGGCUACAGCAGAAAGGACGGGAGCGGGAGCUAUCCCAGGAACACUGGUGUCUCCAAUGGCUAUGGAUCGUCGUCUAGGUUCAAGCAGGAGCAGAUGAAUGCAGCAGAUGCUGUUGAGUCUGACCCGAUUGAUGAAGUUGUUUCUUCGGUGAAGAUGUUGACAGAGAUGUUUGUGAGGGUGGAGAAUUCGAAGAUGGAGAUGAUGAGGGAGAUGGAGAAGACGAGAAUGGAGAUGGAGCUAAAGCAUUGCCAGAUGAUGCUCCAGUCACAGCAGCAGAUCCUAGGCGCGUUUGCUGAAGCGUUGAGCGAGAAAAAGAGCACAAACGCAAGGAGGCCUGUUUCGUAG